CGCAGGUUAACUCUGCGUGUGUGUAUCACUGUGUGUGUGUUCUGCAGGUGUGGUGGUUGCUGCAGGCCGAAACUUACCGAGUCCAAGAGCUGAAGAUGGACCACUGACGUCCAGCAGCCAAGAAAACAGCUCACGCUCAACAGCCGCCUGAACAAAUGGUGAAGAAAUGAGAUUUAAAUGAAAAGGAAGAAAAGUUUUGGACAGAAAGUCUCUUCGUCUCCUCCCAGCUCCUCAUUCAUUUCAACAUGUUUUCCAGCCGAAAACCAAGACUCAACUCAACUCACCAUAAUGUAUCAGCCACGACAGUUCACCCCAUCAACAUCGUGUCCACCACCUACACUAACACUAACACCACCCUCGAUCCGAUUGCUGUCGCUGUUAGCAACUUCUUCUAUGACUUUCUGGACAAGAUUCCCUUGCCUCAUUGGGCGAUCUACACCAUCUUUGCGAGCGGCGCUCUGCUGAUUCUGCUCUGCUGUCUGUGCAUCUGCAUAAAGUGCUGCUGCAAAGGCAAGAAGAAGAAAAAACAGAAGAAGGAUGAGAAGAUCAACAUGUUGGGGGUGAAUGGGACCUCCACCACAGCUCUGGAAGCUACUUAUGGAGAAGAAGCUGUAGAAAGCCACAGCACGCUAGUAAACAGCAUACAGACACAGUCAAGAGAGCAGCUGGUUCAGCCAGAUGUGGCAGAUGUGGACUACGGCUCUACGAAAAAGCACAGAGGGAAGCUGCUCUACUCUCUAGAGUACAAAGCCGCUCUGUCUGAGCUCACAGUUGGGAUUAAACAAGCUGACAGCUUGAAGGCCAUGGACGUGGGAGGAAGCUCGGACCCGUACAUCAAAGUCUACAUCUGCCCCGACAAAUCCAUAACCUGUGAGACCAAAGUGUUCAGAAACACGCUGAACCCCAUCUUCAACGAACAGUUCCGCUUCCAGAUAUCCAAGUCCUCCCUCCUGAAGUCGACUGCGGUGAUGAAGGUGUUCGACUUCAAUAGAUUCACCAAACACAACAUCAUUGGUGAGCUCAGGGUGGAGCUCUGCAAUGUCGACUGGAACCACGUCAUCGAGGAGUGGCAGGAUCUCGAUGAACCGGCCAAGUUUGAGGAGGAAGAGUUGGGAGAGAUCUGCUUCUCUCUGCGUUACGUUCCCACUGCUGGCAAACUGAAUGUGGUGAUCCUGGAGGCCCAAAACCUGAAGAGCAUGGACCCUGGAGGAUUCUCAGACCCGUAUGUAAAGGUGCAGCUGGCUCUGGACAAGAGGAAGUGGAAGAAAAAGAAGACGUCCGUUAGAAAGAAGACGCUGAACCCGUAUUAUAACGAAUCCUUCACCUUCGACGUGGCAUUUGAACAAAUCAAGAGGGUGAACCUGGUUAUCUCUUUGUGGGACCACGAUGCCGUGUCCCGAAAUGAUGCCAUGGGGAAGAUAUUCCUGGGCUGCGACGCCACAGGGAACCAGCUGAGACACUGGGCCGACAUGUUGUCCAACCCGCGGCGGCCGGUCGCUCAGUGGCACAGCCUGCUGUCGGCCAAGCAGGUCAACUCUACGCUGAACCUGAAAAAGAAGAUCCCCCUCCGUGACAAACUGCCCCUCUGAUGGGAAACACACAGGAAAAUCAUUUCCAAUGCACCAAAUGAAGAGAUUUAAAUAUUGUUUCAAGACAAUCCCUCAAAUUUGAGAUUAUUUUAUCUAUUUCAUUGAUUAUUGAUAUUUUGUAUUAUAAAUGAAAGAUUAACAAUUAUAUUUUAUUACCAAAUCAUAAAGUCAUAUUUUAGUUUCAAACAUGAGCACUUCUCUCCACCGGAAUGAACUGAAUCGUAACUCUAAAGAAAUCCCAUUCCUUUAACUUUAUAGGACCUUGCUGUAGUUUGAAUUAUCAUCAUAUAUAUGUGUCCAACUCUUAAAACUUCUCAUCGAAGAAUCCAUGAGAUGCUUGAAUGCUGUAGUGAAAGUUUACAGUCACUGAUCAGACAGUUUCUUCAAACCAUUGAUGUCUGAAUCCCUCGCUGCUGUCCCUAAACAAGCUGUAAUGGGAGCUGAAGUGAAGAUUUUAUGUUGUGGAUUCACAUGUUCAGUGUUCAAGCAACGAUUUUAAAGUUAUAAAUGUUAUUACCAUUGUUUAAGGCUCCACAUCUGGACUAACACGUGGUUGGCUGAUUCAACUGCAGUAUUUUAAGUGCUGGUUGUGAGAGCUGAGAGAUAAAGUAACAAGUACAUUUAAUAAAGGAAUGUACUUAAAGGGAAAGUUCACCAAAAAAAUGAAAAUUCACUCAUUAUCUACUCAGCACUAUGCCGAAGGAGGGGUGGGUGAAUUGUUUGAGUCCACAAAACACUCUUGGAGUCUCAGAGAUAAACAGUGUUUCAGCCAAAGUGACCCCUUCAUCAGACCAAAUAAAGGUCCACUCCUGGAAGGGGCGAUGCUAGCGGGCGUAUCCACAUGAACGUGCAGCCCACAUGUUCCCUUGGGCAAGAGUGUGUGCAUUGCUCCAAGGGGCUAGAGCAGUGGUCUUCAACAGGGGGUCCGCGACCCCUAGGGGGUCCGCGGGGGUACUGCAGGGGGGUCGCGACAUUUUUUCCCCCCACAAAAUUAACUUCUUCAGAACCAGAAUUGUAUAUAUUGUCUUUAGAUACACAUUGACAUGAAUCCGACAUAUUUUAGCGGACGGAUAAAUUGAGGCAGAAGACGUUAUCUUUCACUCAGCAAUGCACACAUUCAGCUACACACAGGAGCUCUCUCAAGCUGGGCACCAGUUCACAGCCCCUUUCAUGCAAAUACGACAACACAGGCACUAGCCAAUCAGAUCGUGUUUAUGCUCACGUCUAAAGAGUGCGAAGCUCAAAAAUAAAAGAUGGCGGACCAAACUCUGUAGAUGGUCGUAUUUGUACCUAAAAGUUGUUUGUCUGACUUUUUUUUGCUUAGAUUUUUAAAAAUUUACAUAGAAAUAGAUACUGUACAAUGUAAAAAAAACAUUACUGUAACUGAAAAAUAAGUCUGAGAGGAUUUGCGAGGUGUCUGAGCCACCUUUCUAAUGUUAGCAUGCUACUACCCACAAGGGUAGUAUUGAAUGCACAAUAAAAGGGUAGCUAUGUUUAUACAUGGCACUAGGCCCAGAAUAAUAUAAACAUUAUUUUAUGCAAUUUAUAUAGUAGGGGGUCCUUGCUCCAUCUCGCCAUCAGUUUGGGGGACCUUGGCCUGAAAAAUGUUGAAGACCCCUGGGCUAGAGGGUAUGUGAACAAGCCUCCUAGGAGGAUAUCAGAGGACAUGUGGGCAAAAUAUGGGCCGAAACUGAAUUUUGCUAUGUGGAUGAGUUGACUUUCAGCAAAUAACAUUCAGAUACUAUUAAACAGCCGAGUCAUUAAUAGUUUGUAUUAAAUCUCUGCAGUGAACAUGGCUGUGCCAUCAGGGGCACAGUGCCCACUGGAGUUUACUCAAGAAAAUAAAAGCUAUCCACUUUCAAACUUCUAUUUCCAAAUAAUAUCCCAGAGUGGAGGUUAGGAUCGAAAAUACGGUGGGACACUGGUGCGUAAUGCUGUGUGAUAGAUGCACGCGAAUAGACGGAUGAGGAGGAAACGAGUGUUCAGCGAUCACAACAAGUUUUGGGCCCCUGACGAUGGAGAGCUUUUAUAGAUUCUAUAGAUCUGUGAUCUCUGAUCUUGGAUCUUUGUGCUGAACUGAGUCCAGUAUCACACAGAUCGACCGACUGGACCAAAACAUCACAGUACAAACAGAAGCAUAUGAAAUAAUUCUGUAAAAUUUUAUAGAUUAAGGACAUCACAGCUGUCUAUGAAAUUAAUAAUCCUGCAGUUGUGGAUGAUUAAAAUAUCACGUGAUACAAGUUCCCCCACAUUCUUAUUUUUUUGCCUCCACCUUUGAAUUGGAUCUUUUUUUAUUUUAGGCUCCGUUCUUUCUAUCGUACUCACUCUCACUCACUGUAUCAUCAUCAUCAGCAGCAGCAGUGUGUCUGUGUAUUGUCUUUAUUAAGGACAUCACUGCUGCUCCAUAAAAUCGCAGUUUACCCCCACCUCACUAACAAACACCUCAUUGUCGGUGUCAAAAUGGAAUAGUCCAUGGAUCCUAACAUCUUGUAGCAAAGAGUAAAGGUCAUUGUUAACUACUGUGAAGUUUGCAGGCUUAUGAAGCGAGAUGCUGAUGUGUAAAAAAAAUUGGGAACUUGUUGAAAGAUAAUGCUUGUGUUUAGCCUUAAACUCAAGAGAGAAAAUUAUUCAGAUCAGAUGAAUCCCCUGGAUCUUUUUUGCUCACUCGCCUCUCAGGCUCUCGGGACUCUACGGUGGCUCCGAGAGCUCAAAGCACUGAAACUUAAGAAAACACACACAAGUAGACAAAACACGGGCAAAGUAAGAAAAUAUCUUCAUCAAUUUGGCAACACAACACAUUACGCACAACACAACACUUUACAGAAACGCUCUGCAAUUACACAAAACGACAACGGAAGUGUUAGUCACUUUGCUUGUGUUUUGUCUCCUUGCAUGUUUUUUCUUAAGUUGCAGUGCGUUGAGCUCUCAGGGCCACCGUAGGACUCCCCUGACGAAUGAAGAGUUAAAUAAAAGCAAUCAAGCUGAGUUCAGCACAUGUCUCUUCCUGCUGCUCCGAUUCUCCAGAGAGCUUCGUCAUUAAAGAAGAGUCCCCGAGCUAUGCAGAGAACAGAGGGCUUGGUUUUGGUCUUUACUCAGUGAGCACCUGAUGCUAAAAUACAACUUCUUUUUAUCUGAAAAGAGAAAAUGUUGGUCGCAGAACUUGAGUAUUUAACUAGUCUAAUACUUGUGACAGCAACAGCUGAUACAUAUAUUCACAUACCUAUCAAAGGAUAAUCUAAGCCAUGAGGUGAAGAAGCUGCAGAGCUCAGAGACAGGACUGUGUCGAGGGGCACAGAUCUGGAGAAGGCUAUGUGUGUGGCAUCAAAGUGUCAGUGGCCUCCAUAGUUCUUAAAUGGAAGACGUUUAUUCCAGCCAAAAUCUGUGGAGAGCUGGUCACCAAACUGACCAAGGACCUUAUGAACAGAGGUGAUCAAGAACCUGAUGGUCAGUCUGUCUGGGCUGCAGAGAUCCUGUGUGAACACGGCAGAUCAAGGUUGAGCUUUAAAUUGGGCUUUAAUGGUAGAAUCUAAGUUAGAAUCUGUGACGUCACCCUUCACUGUGCAGUUAUAAAUGAAAACCGGUGGAAAUCAACCUUUAAAUGUGAAAGGUUUUUAAACAGUAAAACUUUAAGACAGUGAACUGACUGCUGCAAUUUACAGCUUUAAAUGUUUGUGUUUAAAAUGGAAAUAUUAAAUAAAAAAUUGCCUAUUCUA
This is a messenger RNA of Pleuronectes platessa (European plaice), 5302 nucleotides long. RefSeq names its product synaptotagmin VIII (gene syt8). The transcript has 10 exons. The coding region runs from base 246 to 1589 and encodes 447 amino acids. Lineage: Eukaryota; Metazoa; Chordata; Actinopteri; Pleuronectiformes; Pleuronectidae. Gene Ontology annotation, cellular component: dense core granule; synaptic vesicle membrane; axon. The record is from RefSeq and is a predicted model, not a curated record. Gene Ontology annotation, molecular function: phosphatidylserine binding; calcium ion binding; syntaxin binding. Gene Ontology annotation, biological process: calcium ion-regulated exocytosis of neurotransmitter; synaptic vesicle endocytosis; regulation of dopamine secretion.